AUGAUAAGAACUACUCAAAUCGACGAUGAGCAGAUUACAAUGUUACGGCGGGCGUUCAGCAUGUUCGACUCGAGCAAGCAAGGUCGCAUAGAAAAGGAGAAGGUACGCACCAUUCUCAACACAAUGGUGCACAGCUACGACGACAACGAGCUCGACCAGAUACUCGACAACGAGGAUAUUGAUGGUUCAGGGAAGCUCAACUUCGAUUCUUUUGUGCGUGUUGCGACCCACUUCUUGGACGAGGACGAUGAAGCCCUACAGAAAGAACUAAAAGAAGCUUUCAGACUGUACGACAAAGAAGGUAACGGGUAUAUUCCGACAUCAAGCUUGCGCGAGAUCCUGGCCGCACUGGAUGACCAGCUCACCCCGGACCAGCUCAAUGAAAUGAUCGCAGAAAUUGACACCGACGCUUCUGGGACUGUUGACUUUGACGAGUUCAUGGAAAUGAUGACUGGCGAUUAAGAAACAAUUUAUUACGGAGAAAUAUAAGAAAAAGAUUAAUAAAAAGUAUCUAGUCAUGC
Messenger RNA from Papilio machaon (common yellow swallowtail), 521 nucleotides. Its product is annotated as troponin C. The record is from RefSeq and is a predicted model, not a curated record. The transcript is spliced from 6 exons. The coding region runs from base 1 to 462 and encodes 153 amino acids. Gene Ontology annotation, molecular function: enzyme regulator activity; calcium ion binding. Lineage: Eukaryota; Metazoa; Arthropoda; Insecta; Lepidoptera; Papilionidae.